GGGCCGGCGGCGCUCGGCGCUGACGCUACGCCGACGCGCCUGACGUCGGGCACGUUGACGCCGGCGACGCGCAGCCGGGCCCGCUCCUCCCGUGCUCCGCCAGUGUCCGGCCGCGGGCCGGCCUUAGUGACUGGGGGCGGCGGGCCCGGGGCCGCGGGCGCGGGGCGCGCGCGGGCGCGGGCUGCCUUCGUCGGGCCCCGAGCUCGCCCGGAGCGAGCGGCCGCCCGGGAGCCGCCGCGGAGCCUCCUCGCCUGCUCCCGCCGGCGAGCAAGAUGAUGUGCGAGGUGAUGCCAACCAUCAGUGAAGCAGAAGGCCCCCCAGGAGGAAGUGGGAGCCAUGGGUCCGGCUCGCCUUCGCAGCCAGAUGCAGAUUCGCAUUUUGAGCAGUUGAUGGUGUCCAUGCUGGAGGAGAAGGACCGCCUUCUUGAGACGCUGAGAGAGACCCAAGAGACACUGGCGUUAACCCAGGGGAAAUUACACGAGGUUGGCCAUGAAAGAGAUUCCUUGCAGAGGCAGCUCAACACUGCACUUCCGCAGGAGUUUGCAGCACUUACUAAAGAGCUCAAUGUGUGCAGGGAGCAGCUGCUUGAGCGGGAAGAAGAAAUUGCUGAACUGAAGGCAGAAAGAAACAACACCAGGCUGCUGCUAGAACAUUUAGAGUGCCUUGUCUCCAGGCACGAGCGUUCUCUCCGGAUGACCGUGGUGAAGAGACAGGCGCAGUCCCCGGCAGGCGUGUCCAGCGAGGUGGAAGUCCUCAAAGCACUCAAGUCAUUGUUUGAGCACCACAAAGCUCUGGAUGAAAAGGUGAGGGAGCGCCUACGAGUAGCACUUGAAAGGUGUAGUUUGCUGGAGGAAGAGCUGGGUGCCACCCACAAAGAGCUGAUGAUUCUUAAAGAACAGAAUAAUCAGAAAAAAACACUGACAGAUGGGGUGCUUGACAUAAAUCAUGAACAAGAAAACACACCCAGCACGAAUGGAAAGAGAUCCUCUGAUGGUUCUUUAAGCCAUGAGGAAGACCUUGCUAAAGUGAUGGAGCUGCAGGAAGUCAUAGACAAGCAGGCCCGGGAACAGAGCCAGAUGAAGGAGCGCCUGGCCGCCCUCUCCACCCACGUGGCAGAGCUGGAGGAGGACCUGGACACGGCCCGGAAGGACCUCAUCAAGUCCGAGGAGGUGAACACGAAGCUGCAGCGAGAUGUGCGGGAGGCCAUGGCGCAGAAGGAAGACAUGGAGGAGCGGAUCAACACCCUGGAGGAGCGCUACCUCGCAGCCCAGCGCGAGGCCACCUCUGUGCACGACCUCAACGACAAGCUGGAAAACGAAAUUGCCAACAAGGACUCUAUGCAUCGACAGACUGAGGAUAAGAACCGCCAGUUGCAGGAGCGCUUGGAGCUGGCGGAGCAGAAGCUGCAGCAGACCCUGCGGAAGGCGGAGACACUCCCUGAGGUGGAGGCUGAGCUGGCCCAGCGGGUGGCUGCGCUCUCCAAGGCUGAGGAGAGACACGGCAACAUUGAGGAGCAGCUGUGCCAGAUGGAGGCGCAGCUGGAGGAGAAGAACCAGGAGCUGCAGCGGGCACGGCAGAGAGAAAAGAUGAAUGAAGAACAUAAUAAACGCUUAUCAGAAACUGUUGACAGGCUCCUUUCAGAAUCGAAUGAGAGACUUCAGCUUCACCUUAAGGAGAGGAUGGCUGCUCUGGAAGAGAAGAAUUCUCUAGUACGUGAAGUUGAAGAUGCAAAAAAGCAACUAGAAGAAACUCAACAUGAUAAGAAUCAGCUGGUACUGAACAUCGAAGCUUUGAGGGCUGAACUGAGCCAGAUGCGGCUCAGAGGUGCUUCCCUUCAUCACAGCUGGUGUGAAACAAGGCCCAGCCCCACCACAGCUGGAACCCUGCUGAGGAGGAAGGAGCAGUUCAUUAGGAACAAGGGAAAGAGGAAAUUCCUGACGUGGACAUUUUUAGAUGAGCACCGACCCCACUUGGGCAGCGUCCCAGACUUCAGGUUCCCCGUGGCAGACGGUCCCACGGACUCCUACAGCAGCAGCGUGGUGUUGCGGCGCCCCCAGAAAGGCCGCGUGGCAGCGCUGCGGGACGAGCCUUCCAAGGUACAGACUCUGAACGAGCAGGAUUGGGAGCGUGCCCAGCAAGCCAGCGUCCUGGCCAACGUGGCACAGGCGUUUGAGAGCGAUGUCGACCUGUCAGACGGCGAGGACGAAGGGGACACUCUCUUCAGCUCGUCGGCGCUGCUGUCGCCCAGUGGGCAGGCCGACGCUCAGACGCUGGCCAUGAUGCUGCAGGAGCAGCUGGACGCCAUCAACAAGGAGAUCAGGUUGAUUCAGGAGGAAAAGGAGAGCACGGAGCAGCGGGCCGAGGAGAUCGAAAGCCGCGUUGGCAGUGGGAGCCUGGACAACCUCGGCCGUUUCAGAUCCAUGAGCUCCAUUCCAUAUCCUGCGUCCUCACUCGCGGGCUCCUCCCCUCCCAACAGCGGUCGGUCCACCCCUCGACGCAUCCCGCACAGCCCCGCUCGGGAAGUGGACAGACUAGGCGUCAUGACUCUGUUGCCAGCUUCCCGAGAAGAGGUACGAGAUGACAAGACAACAAUAAAAUGUGAAACAUCCCCCCCUCCCUCCCCGAGGUCCCUGCGCUUGGACAGGCUGCACAAAGGAGCCCUGCACACGGUCAGCCACGAAGACAUCCGGGACCUCAGGAACUCGACAGGCUCACAGGAUGGCCCGGUGAGCAACCCCAGCAGCAGUAACAGUAGCCAGGACUCGCUGCACAAAGCCCCCAAGAAGAAGGGCAUCAAGUCCUCCAUCGGCCGCUUGUUUGGCAAGAAGGAAAAGAUGCGCCCUGGGCACAUCGGCAAGGAGGCGCUGGGACAAGCUGGCAUUUCAGAGACAGAAAACUCAUCUCAAGACGCCUUGGGACUUAGCAAAUUGGGAGGACAGGCUGAGAAAAAUCGCAAACUUCAGAAAAAGCACGAGCUGCUCGAGGAAGCACGGAGACAAGGUCUACCUUUUGCACAAUGGGACGGGCCCACUGUGGUCGUGUGGCUGGAGCUCUGGGUGGGGAUGCCGGCCUGGUAUGUGGCCGCGUGCCGAGCCAACGUGAAGAGCGGGGCCAUCAUGUCGGCCCUGUCGGACACGGAGAUCCAGCGGGAGAUCGGCAUCAGCAACCCUCUGCACCGGCUGAAGCUGCGGCUGGCCAUCCAGGAGAUCAUGUCCCUGACCAGCCCGUCGGCCCCACCCACGUCCAGGACGACCACAGGAAAUGUCUGGUUAACGCACGAAGAGAUGGAGACGCUCACCGCCACGCCACGCACGGUCAGUCCCGCCCGGGCUCGUGUCCCUCAGGGCACCCCGCUCAGAGCAGGGACAGGGUGUCCUCCACACCAUAUUGUUCCCGAUGCAUACUUCUUUUAGGUCUGGGUCCAAUGUGUGCAGUAGAAUUCGUAUUUUAUCUUCUUUUAGAUUUUUUUUGUCAUGAACUUAAAGUUGGUAGACCAGCUCUGUUUAGAUUGAAUUCCUUUCUCUUGAGGGGAGACCUCAGUUUAGCCCCCACUGUGAGGGCCCGACCCGAGUUUCCUCCUCAGUGGGUGCGCUGGGCAUGGACGCCUGCUCCUUGCAUGCGAGAGGGCGUGUGGGUUGUGCAUGCGUUCUGCAUGGUGCUUGUGCUAUUUGAGCCUUCCCUUGGUGAAGCUGCACUGCCCGCGUUCACUGUUUUGCGUUCCAAGCUCACAGUACUAACCAUAUGUGUGUGUUCUCUUGCAUCCCUAACCACGUAACAUCAGGAGGAUGAGGAGGGAAGCUGGGCUCAGGUUGGAGACUUUCUAUAAUCUAUUCUUCACUAUAUGUACAGCAACAAAAAGAAUUGGCGUAUGAAAACUUGUAAUUUACUUUUCUUGACGUUUUUAACAUCUUAAUUUAAUCAUAUUAAUGUUAAUGAUUGAAAGCAUCAGUCAAAGCCAAGCAUAGGAUUCAAGAGUGCAUAGAGGAUGUCUCAUGGACAAUUUUGAACAUUUCUCAGCUUUCUCCUAGGGACACAGUGGUUCACUCUCAUGAACAUAGAUCACUUUGCCUGACGUGUGGCCUUUAUGCAAAGUCCUGUGGUCUCAGCAGCUCCUGAGAUUAGAUAUUUCAGUCCCCAAUAGGGUCACUGUAGUUACAAGAUCUGCUGAUGGGAAAACCCUUCUAAUACAUUAACAACACAAGUAGGUUCAGAGGCUCACCUCUGAGUCUGUGUGGGUACUUUCUUAACACUGUGUGAGCUAACUAACAGCUUUCCUCCUAUGGAAACCUCAGUUCAGCCUCUUCUCACUUAGUGUACAUCUGGAUUUUCAACUUCCUGGUUCUUCAGCUCCAGCGAGCUUUGUCCCAGCUGGUUUGCAGCUGUGCCAAGCAGUGGCUUCCCUCCUGCGUCCGCCAGCACUGCCGUGUGCUGUGCAUUUCAGCAGCACCUCGGAGCCGGGAGGUGUGGGCAGGCCUUUUCUCCCGAGGCCUCCUUAAAGGCAUUGCGCAUGGAUCUGGAGAUUGUGUAUCUGAAAAACAAUAAUUUUAAAUGAGAAUUUUCCUAAUUACAGUUGAUGGUUGACACCCCUGUUUCUCCUAUUGGUCCCCUUAAAAUAAAGCCAGUUACAUCAACUUCCUAAACAAAAGAGGGGAGCUCAAGCAGGAUUCCCUAAGCUCCCCGCCCCCACCUAUGGUCUGGCUGCUUCUCCAGGUAAAUGCCCUGUCCACCUUCACAGGGUCAGUGGUGACCACUAGAAUUAAAAAGGGGGCGUUUCAUAGUUCCUUACAUGUCACUGAACUUUAUAGUGAGAAGCAGAGCUCUGCCGUAGGAAAUCCCUGCAUCAGAGGCACGACGUAUAAAUUACAUAAGCUGAACACUUGCUCUUGCUCUGGAAAUGUAAGCAAGGGCGAGCUGUGCUGAUGGCGCCAGAAUUAGCCAGCAUGCGGUCUUCGGCGUGAGCCAAGGCCACUGGGCUUUUAGAUGAGAGGAAGGAGAGGUGGGUCCGGGUGCUGCCAAGUGCGGGAGUCGUUCGGUGCCCACCCCAUGCCGCCCCACGGCGGCAGCUCUGCAGCCAGGAAAGUUCGAGGUGCCCAUGGGCACUGGGGGAAGAACAUGUCAAGAUGCAGCCAUUGGGCAGGCACCAUCAGUGUGUCCACCCGCGAGACUGCUGCUUCCAGACGCAGCAGGGGACAGGACGGCCCUGGGCCCUCCCAGCACCCCGUUCUACAGAGCUCAAAGGUCUGAAUUGAAUUUGUGAUCAUUCCAAUGAUGGGAAAACACCCUGUGCUGUGGCUGUCUCCUGUCGCCCACAUUCUCUGACCACGAGACCCUGCUGCGUGCGUUUCUCAGAGGCCUGUGAUGGCAGCCCAGGAGAUGUGGGUCUCCCUGGGAUGAGCCGGUACUCCCAGGAGCUCCCAUCGCUGCCAGGAGGAAGUAACUAGACUAGAGUGAGUAGAUGAGAAUAAGGAGGGUUCUUCUUCCAUAGAAUUUUCUGUUUAGAAGUUUCUUUGCAUUUUGUGUCAAUUUAAGAAUUACAUACUCAGCAAGCAAGAAAGCAGUACCAGAUACCCAUGCUCUAAGUGUCUGUGAAAUGAAAGUGAGGCUUGAAAGACUGAGAAAAACAUGAUAUUGUGACAGUGUCCAAAAAAGUCUGUAUUUCUCCCUCAUGGUUGUUUAGAGCAAAUAGUAAAACUUUUUUUGUUAGAAUUUGAGCAUUGUUGUUGGAGUCAUUCCUUUCAGCUUGGUUGGAAUAAAUAAUAGCUUAGAGACCAUAUUUUCAAAACAACGUGGUAGGAGGGAGGGUUGCUGUGUCCAGGGAUCCGGGCAGCAGCCUGUGGGUCAGUUUGGUCUCGGGCUGAAGAACCCGUGUCUCUUUGACGUGUGUCACAUACUGCACACACGGGCUCCUUUCUGCUCUGGACAGAGCUGCACCUAUUCUGUUAGAUUUACCCAAGGCGUCCGUGGCGAUUCAUGGCAUUGUGAAUGGCAUUUCUAAAAUUUCCGUUUCCAGUUCCUUUCUAGUGUUUGGAAAUACAGUUCAUUUUCAUAUCUUUACCUUGUACCCUACAGCUUGACUGGACUCUUCAGUUGUAACGGCUGUCUUGUAGAUUCAUUUCCCGGGUUGUUAGGUCUCCUACCAAUAAAGAUGUUCUCUUCUCACCAGUUACAUGCUUGAUUGUCACAGUGGCUAGGAGCUGCCGCUCAGCUUUGCAUAACGUCCCUGCUCUGUCCUGACCAGGGGAGGAGCGUGUAGUCUUUCCCGUGGAGGGGUGUCAGCGCUGUGUUUGGUAGAGGCCCUUCAUCAGAUCGAGGCGGGUUUUUCCACUCAGAAGGCUGAGACGCCCCUAAAGGAAUGGUGAAUUUUGUCAAAUGCCUCCGCUCAUCUUUCAGAUGCGGUUUUUCUCUUCAGUCCAUUAAUAUGGUGAAUUUCAUUGAUUUUCAGACGUUGAGCCAAAUUUAAGUUCUCGAGAAAAGCCCCACUUGUCCUAUUUCAUGACUUUAAUAUAUUACUGAUUUGCUGUGCUAAUGUUUUACAAGGAGUUUUGCAUCUGUGUCUCUGAGGGAUAUUGGUCUAUAGUUUUCUUGUAAUACAUUCAUUUGUCUGGGUUCAAUGUCAGGACAAUGCUGGCCUCGUCAAAUGAGUUCGGCAUUUCUUCUUCACUUUUUUGAAAUAGUCUAUAGAAUUGCUCUUUUUUCAUAAAUGUUUGUUAGGUAGGAUUCACCUGUAAAGCCAUUUAGGACAGAAAUUUUGGUUGUGAAAAGGUUUGUAACUACAAAAAAGUUCUAAUAGAUAGAGGUCAUACACUUCUUACUCAGUGGCUUUCAUAGAUUGUCUGAGUUGCUUAAAGUUAUUCACAAUUUUCCCUUAUUAUUCUUUCAAUAUCUAUAGGAUAUGAACCUUUAUCCCCUUUCAUUCUUAAUAUUGGUAAUGUCUUUUGUUUUGUUUUAGUACUCUGGUGAAGGGUCCAGUGGUUCUCAACCUUCCUAAUGCUGUGACCCUUUAAUACAGUUCCUCAUGUUGUGGUGACCCCCAACCAUAAAAUUAUUUUCGUUGCUACUUCAUAACUAAUUUUGCUACUGUUGUGAAUCAUAAUGUAAAUAUCUGAUAUGUAGGCUGUAUUUUCAGGGGUCGCAGAUAGACAAUUUUAUUGAUAGUUAUGAAGAAACAGAUUUUAGUUUUAUUUUAUUUUUAAUUUUUCUGGUUUCUGUUUUAUUGGUUUCUGCUCUUUUUCUUUUCUUCGUUCUGCUUCAUUUCCUUCCUUCUGAUUUCAUUUGUUCUUUUCAAGGUUUUUCAGGUAGAAUCUUAGAUUAUUGAUUUGUGACCUUUCCUCAAUUAUAUCUUAAGUAUUUAUACUAUUAAUUUCCCUCAAGGCACUGCUUUAGCUGUAUCCCAUACUUUUUGAAUAUAUUGUGUUUUCACUCACUCAGUUUAAUAUAUUUUCUCAUUCCUCUUAUGAUUUCUUCUUUGACACAUGGGUUAUUAGAAGUAUGCUGCUUUCCAAGUAUUCAGGAGUUUUCAUUUACCUUUUUAUUAUCGAUUUCUAAUUUAAUUCUUUUGAGGUUGGAGCACAUUUUAUGAUUUUAUUCUCUGUGUGUACAUUGAGCUCUGUCUGUCGUGAAGAAUGCUCCAUAUGCCCUUGUAGCUGUGGAGUGCGCUAUGACAUGCCCAUUAGGUCGGGGACUUGGUACUGGAGGCAUCCACGGCCUUAAUGAGGUAGAGGGUGAUGAACUGAGAGUGGGCCUGUGUGUGUGUGUCUGUUUUUCCUUUCAGACCCAUCAGCUCUUUUAUCUAUUCUUUUAAAACAAUUUUAUUCACUUUUCUAACUGAUUUUGAAAUUAACAGGUUUUAAGAAAAUUUAGAAAGCAAAGUAUUAAAAUUAAAGCCAGCAAAGAUUACUUAAUGAGUACAGGUGGGUAGGCCCUUCAAACUUGUUCAUGAGUCAUGGUCAUUCUUUGGUUUUAUAUUAUUACACAUAAAACAUAUUCCAGAAAGAUAAUAUAUAGUCAGUUACAGUUCUGUUGUAGUUCAGUAAAUAGAUUCAAUUUAUAAACACAAAUGAGUCAUAGAUUUUUAUUAGUAUAAUUCCUUUUGUAUAAAGUUUUACGAACAUUUUAAGGUAGUUAACAGGAGAGCAAAUGAUUUUGAUAUUAUAAAGGAGAAUGAUGUACUUAGUUUUUAGCCUUUGGGAAUAUGUCAUAGACUAAACAUCCAGUGUAAAGAUUAUUGAAACUGUUCUUGUGACCUCUUUCCUGGUUUUUUUCUGAACUGAUUAUACUCAA
Messenger RNA from Myotis myotis, 8280 nucleotides. It is a transcript of the gene PPFIA1, whose product is annotated as PTPRF interacting protein alpha 1. Gene Ontology annotation, molecular function: protein binding. The coding region runs from base 273 to 3413 and encodes 1046 amino acids. The transcript has 23 exons. Gene Ontology annotation, biological process: synapse organization. NCBI's taxonomy places the organism in Eukaryota, Metazoa, Chordata, Mammalia, Chiroptera, Vespertilionidae. Gene Ontology annotation, cellular component: presynaptic active zone. The record is from RefSeq and is a predicted model, not a curated record.